Messenger RNA from Miscanthus lutarioriparius, 2457 nucleotides. The record is from the annotation of a GenBank genome assembly. NCBI's taxonomy places the organism in Eukaryota, Viridiplantae, Streptophyta, Magnoliopsida, Poales, Poaceae.
AUGGCGCUCGUUUCCACCGCCACCGUCGCGUCGUCGUCCUACCACUGCGACCUCCUCCUCUUCCCGGGGGCCAGGAGGAGCUGGCGCGGGCCGAGGUGGAGCCGCGGCGGCGCGGGCGCGAGGCUACCGGUGCUGCCACGUGCGGGCGGCGGGCUUGCGGUGCUGGAGCGAGCGGGGUCCACGGCGGCCGUGUCGAGAAGGGAGGAGCUGGUGCCCGCGGGGAAUGGCAGGAGCUCGUACGAGGUGGAGUCUCUGAUCGACAGGCUGAGCAACCUGCCGCCGCGGGGCUCCAUCGCGCGCUGCCUCGAGACGGCGCGGCACCGGCUGACGCUGCAGGACUUCGCGGCCGUGUACCGCGAGUUCUCCCGCCGCGGGGACUGGCAGCGCUCGCUCCGGCUCUUCAAGUACAUGCAGCGCCAGUCGUGGUGCCGCCCCGACGAACACAUCCACGCCAUCGUCAUCGGCGUGCUCGGGCGCCAGGGCCCCGCGCUGCUCGACAAGUGCCUCGAGGUGUUCCACGACCUCCCCGCCGAGUCGCGCACCGCGCUCUCCUACACCUCCCUCAUCGCCGCCUACGCGCGCAACGCGCUGCACGAGGAGGCCCGCGCGCUGCUCGACCAGAUGAAGGCCGCGGGGGUCGCGCCCACUGCCGCCACCUACAACACCGUGCUCGCCGCCUGCGCCCGCGCCACCGACCCACCCGUCCCCUUCGACAUGCUCCUCGGCCUCUUCGCUGAGAUGCGGCACGACGCGUCCCCUCCGACUCAUGGAGUCAUGGAGGCACACACGCGUGUUGGCGCCACUGCUGAGGCGGUGGCUGUGCUGCGGCAGAUGCAGGCUGAUGGAUGUGCGCCAACAGCUGCCACUUACCGUGUCCUGCUCGAUCUUUAUGGAAGGCAGGGGCGGUUUGAUGGAGUGCGUGAACUCUUCCGUGAGAUGAGAACUGCUGUACCGGCAGACACGGCCACAUAUAAUGUGCUCUUCCGCGUAUACGGGGAUGGUGGCUUCUUCAAGGAGGUGGUGGAGCUCUUCCAUGAUAUGCUUGAAACUGGGCUAGAGCCUGAUAUGGUGACCUGCGAAAAUGUCAUGGCUGCCUGUGGUCGUGGUGGCCUCCAUAAGGAUGCAAGAGAAGUUCUCGAAUAUAUGACCAGAGAAGCAAUGGUACCUACUGCAGACGCCUAUACUGGCCUGGUUGAGGCUCUUGGCCACGCGGCUAUGUAUGAGGAAGCCUAUGUUGCUUUCAACAUGAUGACCGAAAUCGGUAGCUUGCCAACUCUUGAGACCUACAAUGCUCUUGCAUUUGCAUAUGCUAGGGGUGGGCUCUUCCAGGAGGCUGAGGCCAUCUUUUCUCGGAUGAGUAACAAUGCUGGCAUUCAGAAAAACAAAGAUUCAUUUGAUGCCCUCAUCGAAGCAUAUUGCCAGGGCGCACAAUUGGAUGAUGCAGUGAAGGCGUACAUGGACAUGCGCAAAUCCAAGUUUAAUCCAGAUGAGCGGUCCCUUGAGGGGGUACUUAAUGCCUACUGCAUAGCAGGGGUCAUAGAUGAGAGUAAAGAACAGUUUGAAGAGCUUCAAUCUAGCGUGACUGUGCCCAGCAUCAUUGCCUAUUGCAUGAUGUUGUCACUAUAUGCUAGGAACGACAGGUGGUCUGAUGCGUAUGAUCUGCUGGAAGAAAUGAAAACAAAUCGUGCUAGUAGUACACAUCAAGUAAUUGCUUCCCUAAUCAAAGGGGAAUAUGAUGAUAGCUCCAACUGGCAAAUGGUUGAAUAUGCCCUCAAAAACAGUACCAUGGAAGGCUGUGACUAUAGUUUACGAUUCUUUAAUGCUCUCCUUGAUGUGCUUUGGUGGUUUGGUCAGAAGGGCCGAGCUGCAAGAGUUCUGGAUCAAGCAGUAAAAUUUGGGCUCUUCCCUGAGUUAUAUCGUGAUACCAAGCUCGUCUGGUCACUAGAUGUACAUAGGAUGUCGGUAGGUGGAGCACUGGUGGCUGUGUCAGUAUGGCUCAAUAAGCUUUAUGACAGACUAGUAGAAGAUGAAGAUCUUCCACAGUUAGCAUCUGUUGUUGUAUUGUUUUCAAUAUCCAGGAGAGGUGAAAUGGAGAAAAGCACAAUUACAAGAGGACUGCCACCCGCCAAAGUUGUCUACUCCUUUCUAAAUGAUACACUAUCAUCAUCCUUCCACUUCCCAAAAUGGAACAAGGGACGAAUCAUAUGCUUGAAGUCCCAGUUGAAAAAGCCGCAGUCAGCCGUAGAUUCCUCAAAUGGGUCUCCUGCAGCUGGUUUUGUCCCCAUGAUGAACUCCCAUUUGCCGUCUCCUGGUUCCAAGAUAUAUACAAGGGAGGACCAAUUGGAAAAUGGUACCGGCCAUUUGCCAGACGAACCGUUGGUAGAGGAAAAGGAGUCAGCUUCUCGCAUUGUGAGUUCUCAGGAGCUGCUGUGCUGCCCUUCGCAUCUACAGUUGUGA